AUGGUAAAAAAAAGUAUCGACGCCAAGGUGCGGCCGCUGGCUAACCCCAGCCUCGAAAAGACGAGCCUUGUCGGCGCCGCCCGGCUCUACGUGAGCAAGGAUUCACUCAUUGCCCUCACUCAUGGACUGGAGAGCAACAAGCCAUGCGUGGUGGAAAAGCUGCAGCUGGAAGGCGAUGAAUCCACGGCAGAACCGAUACGUCGCGAGGCUUUGCUAUGUGUACUGCCGGAAAAGAACCUCAGCCCCAACGUGGUCAUGAUGACGCGGGUCUUCCAGGAAGCGACAGGGUUCAAGGUCGGUGAUCAGGUGCGCAUUUCGAUGCGAGAGACGACGCCGGACGUUGAUGAAGUGAUUGUCCGGGACAUGGAUGAGGAGGAUGCCACUGCGGCGCAGGACAAAUAUAUUCUCGACUGGAGGGCAUGGAUAACCAGAUUGAUGGACCGAGCGGAGCAUGUAUUCCCUGGCAUGAUCUUUGAGGGCGUGGUCCUCGGUAAGCAGCGCUACAAGUACAAAGUUGUCCGCGUCAAUGGGCAAAGCCACAGUCUCGGCCGCUUUCGCCGCACCACCAGCACCAUCCGCAUCCUUAAAUCCGACGAAGAUGAUGCUGCUGCCGCUUCCGAAGAUGCUGACGGUACGCCCGGCGGAGACCUCGUUGUGACAGGCGUCCCCGGCUUGGCCAAACCAGUUGCCGCGCUCAACCACUUCCUCGAGGCUUUUGGCCGCCGGUUCCGCGUCGCCGGCGAGCGAGAGUCGUGCGCAUUCAUGGUGCACGGCGGGCACGGCACGGGCAAGACGCUGAUUCUGGAGCGGCUGGCCGCGACGGGCUGGGGCGCGGUGCACUGGAUCCAGCCCGGGGACAAGCUAUCGACCAUCCGCGACAUCUUUAAGCAGGCCACCGCCAGCAGGCACCCGAGCAUCAUUCUCAUCGACGAGUUUCAGGACCUGAUCUCCAAAGACCGCUCCAACCGCGACGACGUCAUCAGGACGCUCACCAACGAACUCGACGCGCUGUCGGCCAGGGCCAAAGCUGAGCAGCGCCUGCCAUACGUCGUCGUCGUGGCCACGUGUCUCGACUACAUGCUCGACGUGCCGGUCAAGCUACGGAGGCGGUCGCGGUUCUAUAGAAAUGCCGCCCUGCCGAUCCCCCGCGCGCCCGAGCGACGGGAAAUCCUCGACUUCUUGAACCCGCCCCUGCGAGAGGCGGAGCGCGAAGCGUGCCUAGCAAACAUAGCCUCGCGGACACACGCGUUCAACGGCGAUGACUUGGCGUGCCUGGUGCUGAACGCCCUGGAGAUCCAGGCGACACGUCUGGGCAGCGAAGCGAAAGCUGCUGCAGAGGAGAGCGGGGAGAUGGCUGAGCCCCAGGAGAAAGAUUCCAUGCCAGCGUCCGACAUGGAGCAGGCGCUAAAGGUGACGGAGGCGACGGCCAUGCACGACAUCAACCUCAACCCGCCUACAAUCCACUGGCGCGACGUCGGCGGCCAGGACAAGCUGAAAAAGGUUCUAUCGCGGAUGAUCAAGAACACAAAAGACACAAACCCUGCCAUCAAGCGCGUUCUGCCUAACCCCCCCAAGGGCUUGCUGCUGUACGGCCCCCCGGGCUGCUCCAAGACACUCUCCGCGCAGGCCAUGGCGACCGAGUCCGCCUUCAACUUCUUCGCCGUCAAGGGCGCCGAGCUGCUCAACAUGUACGUUGGCGAGUCUGAGCGCGCGGUGCGGACGCUGUUUGCGCGCGCGCGCGCCGCCGCCCCCUCCAUCAUAUUCUUCGACGAGAUCGACUCCAUCGGCGGGCAGCGCGCCCCCGGCGGAGGCAGCGCCAGCCGCAGCAACGGGUCCGUCAACAUGCUCACCACGCUCCUGACGGAAAUGGACGGCUUCGAAAGCCUCAACGGCGUGCUGGUGCUCGCGGCCACAAACAGGCCAGAGUCCAUGGACCCCGCGCUGCUCCGACCUGGCCGUUUCGACCAGAUCGUGUACGUCGGGCCACCGGACGAGGCCGCCCGCGAGGCUGUAUUCACGGUGCAUCUGCGUGGGCUGACACUGGCGGCGGACGUCGACGCCAAGGAGCUGGCGAGGCUCUCCGAAGGGUACUCGGGCGCGGAGAUCAAGGCGAUUUGCAGCGAGGCAGGCAUGGCGGUCAUGGACCGCCACGAUGACAUGGACGGGCAGGCGCCGCUGGAGAUUGCCAUGGAAGACCUAAAGGCGGCCAUGGACAGAACGCCACGCAAUAUCACCAAAUUCAUGACGGAUUCGUACGAGUCGUGGUCAAGGCAGUUUAGACGGACAUAG
This is a messenger RNA of Akanthomyces muscarius, 2289 nucleotides long. RefSeq lists its product as uncharacterized. The transcript is spliced from 3 exons. Gene Ontology annotation, cellular component: cytoplasm. Gene Ontology annotation, molecular function: ATP hydrolysis activity; ATP binding. The coding region runs from base 1 to 2289 and encodes 762 amino acids. The record is from RefSeq and is a predicted model, not a curated record. Lineage: Eukaryota; Fungi; Ascomycota; Sordariomycetes; Hypocreales; Cordycipitaceae.